Messenger RNA from Ostreococcus lucimarinus CCE9901, 4341 nucleotides. RefSeq lists its product with no specific name. The annotation marks the transcript as partial. The transcript has 2 exons. Gene Ontology annotation, molecular function: guanyl-nucleotide exchange factor activity. Gene Ontology annotation, biological process: regulation of ARF protein signal transduction. The record is from RefSeq and is a predicted model, not a curated record. Gene Ontology annotation, cellular component: trans-Golgi network. NCBI's taxonomy places the organism in Eukaryota, Viridiplantae, Chlorophyta, Mamiellophyceae, Mamiellales, Bathycoccaceae.
AUGACGCGGGAUGGGACGUUUGAAUCGUUGGGGACGAAGGCGUCGACGACGACGACGACGACGACGAGCGGACGCGGGGACGCGCUGCGAGAGGCGCAGAUGGAUGUCGUGCUGCCACCACUGCGCGCGGCGAUGGACAGCGGGUCGGCGAGCGUGAUCGCGGCCGCGCUGGGAGCGGUGCAGGUGCUCAUCUCGAGAGGUUUGCGGGACGAAUCGGAGCCGUCGGGUGCGCGAAAUCACGCGGGUGAAAUCGUGGACGCGAUCUGCGGCGCCGCGGAGGUGCGAGACGAGGCGGUCGAGUUACAAGUGUUGAAGGGCAUACUCACCGCAGUGAGCAGUCGUACGUUCGAGGUGCACGAUAGAGCGCUCUUGCGCGUCGUGCGGACGUGCUACAACAUUUACCUUUCGAGCAAGUCAGAGGUGAAUCAAAACACAGCCAAGGCGACGCUAACGCAAAUGUUGACGACUGUUUUUCAUCGUUUGGAGGCGGAUGACCCGCACGCUUCAGCGCCGACUAUUGUCGUUGCGGACCUGCUUCGACCGAUUGGUUCCGAAGCCGAAGUUGACGGCGUUACGGCCAUGUCGGCAGCGGUACAGUCGUUCGUAAAUAAAGUCACGACGGAUAUGAAUUCGGUGGGAUCGUUCAAUUACUUUUCAGACCCAGACGCGGUGGUGAAAUCGGACGCAAUCGAGCACGAGAUUACGGAGAGCGAAUUCGAUAAUGAUACCGCCCCUAUGACUCCGAACGCGGUGACGCAGUCGUUGGACGCGUUUUCGCCGGGAGCUAUGACGCCCGCUCGCACCUCGGGCACAGAACAAGCUUCUGAGCUCGAAACAGAUGCCUUUUUAGUUUUUAGGUCGCUGUGCAAGCUCUCGAAAAAACCAGGCUCCGACGUCAAUGGUGUUGCGCUCGUUCGAAGCAAAGUGUUGUCGCUGCAGUUGCUCAAGAUUAUCAUCGAAAACGCCGGGGAUGCAUUUUCUUCGAGCUCACGUUUUGCCGACGCCAUGCGUGAAUAUCUGUGCGACGCAAUCGUCAGCAACGCGACACCUAAUGUUCCAGAAGCGUAUCAGCUAGCGUGCUCAAUCUUUUUGACUCUGCUUACUCGAUACCGGGCCUACCUCAAGGCUGAAAUUGGUUUCUUUUUCCCUAUGUUGUUGCUCAAGCCGCUCGAGCUCGUGGAGGGCGCGCCGUUGAGCGCAUACAAUCAACGCGCGACGCUCGUCAAGGGAUUUCAAAUCAUCUGCGCCGACUCGCAGCUCAUGGUUGAUCUCUUCGUGAACUAUGACUGCGAUUUAGACAGCCAAAACGUGUUCGAGCGCUGUGUUCUGUCCUUGGUUCGCAUCGCGCAGGGUGUCGAUGUCAGUCAGGCGAGCGGCCCAGAGGCGGCCCGCGAGUCCGUGCUCAAGCUCGAAGCGCUUGAAUGUUUGACGACCCUCGUCGCAUCACUUGACGAUUGGGUGAGGGUACAAAGUGGUGGCGACGCGAGCACGAGCGAUAGUCAGCACGACGUCGUGGAAGAAUCUGAGUCUGGAUUUUCGACACCUUUGAAGACGAGCAGCCCGGCGGAUCUGGGUGAUAGCAUAGCGAAGCUCAAGGCUGAUAAGCAAGAGUUCCAAGAGGGAAUCACUCUCUUCAACAAGAAAGCGAAGAAAGGUCUGGCUUAUCUGCAAUCGAUUGGGCGCCUUGGGACGUCUCACAAUGAAAUAGCCGAGUUCUUACGCACGACGCCUGGGCUGGACAAGACUGUAGUCGGCGAUUACUUGGGUGAACGCGACGAUCCGAUGCUACAGGUCAUGCACGCAUACGUUGACGCGCUAGAUUUCACAUCUCUAACUCUUGACGACGCGAUUCGCAAGUUUUUAGAAGGCUUUCGCCUCCCAGGUGAGUCUCAAAAAAUCGAUAGGCUCAUGGAGAAGUUUGCCGAGCGCUACCAUAAGUUGAAUCCGGAAGUGUACAAGAGUGCCGACACCGCUUACGUCUUGGCGUUUUCUGUCAUCAUGCUUAAUACGGACGCGCAUAACCCACAGGUUAAGAAUAAAAUGACCAAGGAAGGGUUUGUUCGGAAUAACAGAGGGAUCGACGACGGACAAGACUUGCCGAGCGAGGUGCUCGAGGAUUUGUACGACCGCAUCGUGAAUAACGAGAUCAAAUUGAAGGAGCCAGCAGAGGUGGCUCUGAGCGCCGCGGAAAAGAAAGAUAAGAACAACUUUUCCGCUAGAUUAGGUAUGGAUGUCCUCUUUUCGCUCAUGUCUGGUAAGCGAGAAGAAGAAACAAUACAAAUCGACACCGCCGAUUUGAUAAGUCAAGUUCGCGCGCGGGCCGCAACGACGAAAGGCUUUCUGACCGUCGUGGAGGCCGGGUGCGCGAAACCGAUGCUUGAAUUGAUCUGGAAUCCCAUACUGUCGCUGCUUGGUACUGCAUUUGAAGACAGUGAAAGUGUGUCCGUGAUAUCGAACUGUUUGGAGUGUUUCCGAAGAGUCAUCAGCGUCACUUCGACGCUCGGCAUGCAAGAGACUCGAGACACAUUUAUCGCGUCCCUUACAAAGUUGACUUCUUUGCAUCAUGCACACUCAAUGCGUACGAAGAAUGUCAUCGCGGUGAAGACUUUAGUGCGCGUUGCGAUCGAAAAUGGAAACGAUCUCGGGGACAUGUGGACUACAAUUCUGGCUUGUGUGAGUAGAUACGAGCAUCUGUAUGCGCUCGCGAGCGGUUUCAACGAUAGUUCGUUGUUUUCGGAGUCCGGAUACAGUAGAGAUGACGACGCACAAAAACAAGCCCGGCCUAGGCUCUUCCGGCGUUCGAUAUCAUCAGACCGAGCACUGAAGUCUCCACUCGCACCGCAGUCAAGCAACGUUAACGUGCGAGACGAUUCGUCGAGCACUGUCGAGGUCGAACAAAAGUUUGAUUUACUUGGCUUGGAUGGUUUGAACCCACCUGAUCGAGCUGUGCUCGAACAACUUCAUCCCGAUGAACUUGAUCAUUUGUUCCACGCCAGCGUCAAUCUCAGCGGUGAUGCUAUCGUGGGUUUCGUUCGAAGCUUGUGUGAACUUGCUAUUGAAGAAACGUCUUCAAAUCAUCCGAGAGCGUACGCGCUCGGAAAGAUUGUCGAGGUUGCUUCAUUCAACAUGGAUCGUAUUCGUUUUAUCUGGGCCAGAGUAUGGCAAGUGUUGAGCGACUUCUUUGUCAAGGUGGGAUGCUCGCCAAACUUGCAAAUAUCCAUGCAAGUAGUCGACUCUCUUCGACAGCUCGCCAUGAAAUUCUUAAGUCGUACCGAAUUGGCCAACUACUCGUUCCAAAACGAAUUUUUGCGACCAUUUGUCAUCGUCAUGCGUCAGUCUCCGGCUGUCGAAAUCAGAGAGCUCAUCAUUCGGUGUGUUUCGCAGAUGGUGCAGGCUCGCGUGGCGCAUAUCAAGUCUGGUUGGAAGUCGAUGUUCAUGGUGUUCACCACGGCGGCGGCGGACGAAAGUAGCCAAAUCGUGGCGCUGGCGUUCCAGACCAUCGAGCGAAUUAUUCGCGAGCAUUUUCACUACAUCAUCGAAACCGAUACAGUGGCGUUUACCGACUGCGUCAAUUGUCUCGUUGCGUUCACAAACUCUGAGGCGGGUUCGGAAGUUUGCUUGAACGCCCUCGCGUUUCUGCGCUUUUGCGCUCUCAAGCUCGCCGAAGGCGCGCUCGGAGACUUGGAAGAAACCGCCGCGACGGAGAAGCAGCUCGCGACGGAUGGUGUCGUGGAAGUGACACAGAUGAAGUCAACAGUCACCACGACGUGUUUCACAGACGCCGAUGCGCACACAUACUUUUGGUUCCCUCUUUUGGCUGGACUUUCUGAGCUCACGUUUGACCCUCGCGCAGAAAUUCGCACCUCAGCGCUCGAGGUGUUGUUCGACACGCUCAAGUUCCACGGCGGCUCGUUCGCUCCUGGGUUUUGGUCACGCGUGUACGGACGCAUUCUUUUCCCUAUAUUUGAUCACGUCCGUGCGGAUAUCAUGCCGAGCACGAGAACGAUUGGCGGCGAUGUCGAGUACGAAGUAGCGGCGGAGGACAUCGAUGAUUGGUUGUACGGCACGUGUACGCGUUGUCUUGAACUCGUCGUCGAUUUGGCGGUGCAGUUUCACGAACCAAUCGUCGAGGCCGGAGUUAUGCCAGAUUUGCUCGAGCUAUUGUGCGGUCUCGCGUCGCGUUCGCACGAGCAGCUCGCCGCGUGCGGCGUCGUGGCUUUCAAGCGCUUGCUCAUCAAUGGCGCUUCGUCAAUCAAGGAGCGAGAGUGGCACCAGUGCAUGGAGGCGCUGAAGAAGGCUUUCGGUGAAACAACGCCUGACUUCGACGUUUUCAUUCGAGGU